CCUGUGAGGAAAAUAAGGAAGUGCUUUUGCUUUGAUGAAGAAGAGAAUCUGUCGUCCUUUUCCCGUGUUCAGUCAUGACUUUUAACCGGCAUAUUUUGUGCAUUGUUUUAUUUUGCAUAUGCAGCAGUGUUUGUGUAGAUGUUGUUUCGGAGCUGCGUAGUGCAGAUUCGCCAUUCUUCAAACCCCAUGUGGACUCGGUGUUUUCUGUGAACCUGCUCACGGCGUUCAGUGGCUUCUCGGACAUCAGCCAGUACUGCAAAGAACUGCUGGACUUAUUUGGGAAUCAAUAUGUCGCUUAUGUGAACUGUUUAGUGCCAGCAGCUCGGCCUGUCAAAGUGUGCCAAAACUGUUUCGUUAGCUUCGAAAACCUCAAUAAAACAUACCAAAACAUUUCAUCAGACGAAGCAGGUCCAGGGGGUGAGGUCUGCCGUGACAGCCUACUGCGAAGUGAUAGGCUAAUGUUAGUUUUUCUGCUGUUUAGUAACCUCGAAGGAAUAUGGGAAAAAUCCAACUGCAAAAAUUGCAUAUCAAGUGAAGCUCCAAGUCUAACCAAUGACACGCUAUAUUUUCUGGAAAAGAUCAACCAAACUUACAGCUGCUUUGAUCAAUACCAGCAGGGUAACCACACAGAACUGUGUAAAAACUGCAAGGACACAUAUCGAGAUUUAAACACCCUGUACAGUGAGAUGGAGGACAAUAAUACAAUGUGUAUAGACAUUGAAGAUGCGAUGAAUGCAACCCGCAGACGCUGGAGUAAAACCUUUAACUGCUCAUUCCCUCGUGAGGAGAACGUGCCGAUCAUCGCUGUGUCCAGCUUCAUGCUUUUUCUGCCCAUCAUCUUCUACUUGAGCAGCUUCCUUCACUCCGAACAAAAGAAACGCAAGCUCAUACAGCCUAAAAGGAUACCCACAUACUCCAGUUUGAUGAACAUUCAGGACAAACAGAGCUAAGAAGUCCACAUUUUACCAGAAAAGGACAACCACACUUAAGAGAAAGAUCCGAAUCUUUGUCUCUGCCUGGUUUCAAGACAACAUUUUUAUAUUCCAAGCACACUUUGUGACAUCUGCUAUUUGAAACACACUGAGGAUGUACAACAAUCACCAGUUUUGUCUCUGAUCAAUAUUUGGACUUUUUUUUAGACACAUUGGCCCAUGUUCCAAACCAUAAUCUCAACUCCUGAUAACAAUUUUCUGUUUCUAACAUGCUGGUUUUAUAGACGAAUUGCUCACUUUGAACUGGUUUCAUAAUAGAUUUUUUAGAAUUCAUCUCUGCAGUCGCAAUGUUUUUACUGGCUGGACUUUUCACACUGUAAUACCAAGACUUACUAAUCAAAGUUCUGCUCAUCACCACUGACCAAUUCCAAUGCGUUAACCAUGUCUGGAUUUUCAGCAUCUGUCGUAUAUAGCUGUCAGAGCAGUGACUUGAGUAUUGGUUGGAUGCAAUGGUGUCUAUGUGCACUAUUUAUGGGGUUCUCAAAUGGGCUUUCUGUUGCUAAUGUAUGUCCAGAAAGGAGCACAGAAAAGGACCACUUGAUGUCCAUUAGUUGUAACGUGUAUGUGCUGUGAGGAGAGGCAGGGCACACAUCAGGAAGGGGGUGAAUAAAGACGCACUGGAAAAAGCACUCCAAAGUACCUCACUGUGAUGUUACCUGUUUUCCAGUAGUCAGUGUUUUUGUGGUUUCAUAAAGCUUUUAAUGUGCUUUGCUUUGUGAUAGUUUUCCACUGAUGUUUAACUUAAUUUGUUAAGGCUUUCUGUAAGAGAGGGCUCCUUUAUGAGCUAUGAUCAUUAAAUUGGCACAUUUAGCUGCUAGCGGUGCAGUGAAUAAAUGCAAAUAUUACUGUAAAUGAAGUCUUUUGUCAUCUGUAAAUGGAUUUUUAGUUGUGUCAUUAAUAGAAAUUCAUUUCUUUUGGAUUCAUGCAUUAGUUGUCUUCAUGCUUCAGGACUAUGUUCCAUUAAUGUAUUUUGUUUACAUAAAGCCUGUAAAAGCUGAUUGUUAGUAAAGAUGUGACCCCUCCUCGCGUUA
Molecule: messenger RNA, 2023 nt
Organism: Boleophthalmus pectinirostris (great blue-spotted mudskipper)
Lineage: Eukaryota; Metazoa; Chordata; Actinopteri; Gobiiformes; Gobiidae
Gene: ostm1
Product: osteoclastogenesis associated transmembrane protein 1
Exons: 6
Coding region: 75-950 (291 amino acids)
Cellular component (GO): cytosol
Source: RefSeq, a predicted model, not a curated record